AUGGAUGAUGUUAUCAUUGAAGAAAAAGAUAAUAAUAUUAAGAAAGAUCAGUUAGAAAGUGGAAAAUCAGACAAUAAAAACUUACUUAAUGAAAUUCAUGAAACAAGUGUACCUAAAAACUUAGUUUGUUUAAUUUGUUACGAUGAUAUUGAUGAAAAUAAUUACAUUGAAUAUAAAACAGAUGAGUUUAGUAAAUGGUAUCCCAGCUUAUUUUGUUUAAAUUGCACAAAUAUUUUAAUAAAAACACAAUAUCAUCAAUAUAUUAAUAAUGUUCAAAAAUCUGAAUGCUUAAGAGAACAAACAAAUUUGUUACAAAUGGGUCCACCUAUAAAUGUAAAAGAUAAAAAUGGUUUUCCUUUUUCAGAUGGCAAAGAAAUUUAUAGUUUGUGGUUUUUUUCUGAUAAGCAAAUACAUUCAGCAAAAUUGGAAGGAAGUUUAGUUGGUGAAGAAAGAAUCAAGGUGUGGAAUGAAUUAAAAAAAUUUCUUAUACAUGAUAAAACAAAUUAG
Molecule: messenger RNA, 507 nt
Organism: Plasmodium gallinaceum
Lineage: Eukaryota; Apicomplexa; Aconoidasida; Haemosporida; Plasmodiidae
Product: conserved Plasmodium protein, unknown function
Exons: 1
Coding region: 1-507 (168 amino acids)
Source: RefSeq, a predicted model, not a curated record